Messenger RNA from Arachis stenosperma, 2742 nucleotides. RefSeq names its product DEAD-box ATP-dependent RNA helicase 24. Gene Ontology annotation, molecular function: RNA helicase activity; ATP binding; RNA binding. Lineage: Eukaryota; Viridiplantae; Streptophyta; Magnoliopsida; Fabales; Fabaceae. The record is from RefSeq and is a predicted model, not a curated record. The coding region runs from base 249 to 2597 and encodes 782 amino acids. The transcript has 5 exons.
UUGGUGCCCCAAAUUGCUGGUUCCAACUUCCACCCCACACACCGACCCUUCACUCUUCGCUGCUUCCAUACUCACUAUGCAAACACGCGAACCCGCCAAAUUCCAUUUCUCACAAACCUAAUUUUCUUCUCAUUAUUAUUAUACACUAUUUAUUAUUUUUUUUUCCUGCAUCAUCUUCUUCAGCUUCCCGGAAGCUCAGCUAGGGUUUUGUCAUCCUCUGCGUUUCUUUUCUGCAACAAAUCGAAACCAUGUCGAAGAGGAAGUUCGGAUUUGACGGUUUCGGCAUAAACCGCCAAUCCACCUACAACUUCGAGCGAUCCCAAGCUCCUCAGCGCCUCUACGUCCCUCCCUCUUCACGCCACGGCCACGACAAUUACGAGGACACCGACCUCGACAACAUCGAUUACGACGACAACGACGCCGCCGGAAACGACAACAAAGCUGCCGGCGAUGGCGGAGGUGGCAAUAAUGGUGGCGACGAGGAAAUCGAUCCGCUGGACGCCUUCAUGGAAGGGAUUCACGAAGAGAUGAGGACGACGGCGCCUCCGAAGCCAAAGGAGAAGGCGGAGGACAGGUACAAGGACGAUGAGGAGGAUGAUCCAAUGGAGAGCUUCUUGAGGGCGAAGAAGGACCUAGGGUUGACGUUGGCCUCGGAGGCUCUGCACGCUGGCUACGAUUCUGAUGAAGAGGUUUAUGCUGCUGCUAAGGCUGUGGAUGCCGGUAUGAUAGAGUAUGAUUCUGAUGAUAAUCCUAUAGUUCUUGACAAGAAGAAGAUCGAACCCAUUCCUGCACUUGAUCACAGUUCUAUUGACUAUGAGCCCUUCAAUAAGGAUUUCUAUGAGGAGGCACCUUCAAUUUCAGGUAUGAGUGAGCAAGAUGUCACUGAGUACCGGAAGAGUUUGGCUAUUCGUGUGUCGGGAUUUGAUGUGCCUAAGCCAAUAAAGACAUUUGAGGACUGUGGGUUCUCUCAGCAAAUUAUGGGUGCUAUAAAGAAACAAGGUUAUGAGAAGCCAACGUCUAUACAGUGCCAAGCUUUACCAGUUAUUCUUUCCGGUAGAGAUAUCAUUGGCAUUGCAAAAACUGGUUCUGGUAAAACUGCUGCUUUUGUGCUUCCUAUGAUUGUGCAUAUCAUGGAUCAGCCUGAACUUCAGAAGGAAGAGGGUCCUAUAGGAGUUAUAUGCGCACCUACAAGAGAAUUGGCACAUCAGAUAUAUCUUGAGUCCAAGAAAUUUGCAAAAGCAUAUGGUAUACGUGUGUCUGCUGUCUAUGGUGGAAUGUCAAAACUUGAACAGUUCAAAGAACUCAAGGCAGGUUGUGAGAUAGUAGUUGCCACCCCUGGGAGAUUGAUAGACAUGCUAAAAAUGAAGGCCUUGACAAUGACUAGAGCAACUUACCUGGUGCUUGAUGAGGCUGACCGGAUGUUUGAUCUUGGAUUUGAGCCACAAGUAAGGUCCAUUGUUGGUCAGAUUAGGCCGGAUCGUCAGACUUUACUUUUUUCUGCGACAAUGCCUCGUAAAGUUGAAAAGUUGGCUAGAGAGAUCCUUAGUGAUCCUGUUAGAGUAACAGUUGGGGAGGUGGGAAUGGCAAAUGAAGACAUUACUCAAGUUGUCCAUGUAAUUCCUUCUGAUGCUGAAAAAUUGCCUUGGCUUUUGGAGAAGUUGCCCGAGAUGAUCGAUCAAGGUGAUGUCCUAGUAUUUGCUUCCAAGAAGGCUACUGUGGAUGAAAUUGAAUCACAAUUGGCUCAGAGAGGCUUUAAAGUUGCUGCCCUGCAUGGUGAUAAAGAUCAAGCUUCUCGCAUGGAAACUUUGCAGAAGUUUAAAGCUGGUGUCUACCAUGUGCUUAUUGCAACUGAUGUUGCUGCUCGUGGUCUUGAUAUCAAGUCAAUUAAAUCUGUGGUAAACUUUGAUAUUGCAAAAGAUAUGGAUAUGCAUGUCCAUCGGAUUGGGAGAACAGGCCGUGCUGGUGACAAGGAUGGGGUUGCAUACACUCUUAUAACUCAAAAAGAAGCACGCUUUGCUGGCGAACUGGUUAAUAGCUUGAUUGCUGCUGGUCAGAAUGUAUCCAUGGAGUUGAUGGAUCUUGCUAUGAAGGAUGGGAGGUUCAGGUCAAAACGUGAUGCAAGAAAAGGAGGUGGGAAAAAAGGCAAAGGGAGAGGAGGAGGUGGUGGUGGUGGCGGUGGCGGUGGCGGUCGGGGUGUGCGUGGAGUUGAUUUUGGCCUUGGUAUUGGAUAUAAUCCCGAGUCCAACAAUGCUUCAUCUAACACCCCUCCGAGCCGCUCUGCUGCUGUAAAUUCUUUACGAACAGGAAUGAUGUCACAGUUUCGGAGUAGCUUUGUUGCUGCUUCCUCUAACUCCCAAAAUCAAGGAUACAAUAACAAUGCAAGUAUGGCUGCAAAUAAGAGACCUGCACUUCGCGGUUUUGUAUCUGGUGGAUCAAUUGGCGGGGAUAUAACUUCUCAUAAUAAUGCUGCUUCACCCAGUCCUGCUACAGCAGCAGUAAACUCCGGUGGCCCAAAUUCCGGUGUAAACCCUGCUCAGAACAACUCAAACAGCUCUAAACCCAGAGAAAGGAGGAGGCCAUCAGGCUGGGAUAGGUAGUUUCUUAUUUGAGUGACAUCACUCUCAAGUGUAUCAAUGUUUCUAUAUUUGUAGGUCGAGUCUUGAUAUGAUUUUCUUUGUAUAAAUAAUAAUUUCUCAAUGCUUUUUAGCCUAAAUUAUAGAAAGGUUGCUCUGUUCGGUUUUA